This is a messenger RNA of Oncorhynchus nerka (sockeye salmon), 2994 nucleotides long. RefSeq names its product zinc finger protein 501-like. NCBI's taxonomy places the organism in Eukaryota, Metazoa, Chordata, Actinopteri, Salmoniformes, Salmonidae. The record is from RefSeq and is a predicted model, not a curated record. The transcript is spliced from 3 exons. Gene Ontology annotation, cellular component: nucleus. Gene Ontology annotation, molecular function: DNA-binding transcription factor activity, RNA polymerase II-specific. Gene Ontology annotation, biological process: regulation of transcription by RNA polymerase II. Bases 628 to 1959 code for a protein of 443 amino acids.
AGAACCAGUCACUACUUCCCUUUCGCUGUGGAUUCAUGUGCGUUAUUGUUUAUCUUUGAAUGCAAAUGUGUUUAUUGCAAACUGGGAUUGCAAUUAUUUCCUGAUAUAACUGUACUGGCUUCUCAGUAAACCGACUCUGAACACCCAUGAUGCCCGCCUCAGAUUGUUGCCAACGUCUCUGCAGAUGAGGACCAGCUCUGUCUUUAAAGGAGAGGACAAGACAUUCCCCACAUGGUUCCAGCCUAGAGCUACAAGACCCUAGAAUGAUGACCAGCUCUGUCUUUAAAGGAGAGGACAAGACAUUACCCACAGGGUUCCAUCCUAGAGCUACAAGAUCCUGAGACAUUAGUUUAACAGAACACGUUUCUCUGCCCAGAUUGAGACUAGGGGUAAUGUUCCCCUGCUCAGAUGUUACAUUCAUCAACCAAUGGUUGCCUGCCACAUCAUCAACGGUGUUAUAGACUGACAGAUCGCUAUAACAUGAUGUGGUUAGUUGAAACUUAAAAUACAUAUCCAGGCGUUGUGAGGUCAGGCGUCAGCAACUUCUGAGCAGAGGAACGCGCCUUACAUCAACUCAAAAUAGAGGGAGGAGAUUCUCUGCAUAGCGUUAACCUGAAUCAUCUCAAAAUGGCUGCUAUCGUGAGACUCCACAGACUAACGAAGGAUCAACUGUCUCUCGCUGCUCAGAAGAACAAUAACAAACCAGGCAGAAAACCAACGAAGAAGAAAAACUCCACCACCAGAGGAAGGAACCAAUCCACAGGAAAAGGAAACAACUCUGCUGACAGUGAAAGUGUUUCUAGCCAGGUAUCAUCGGCCCCUAAGUGGUGGGGUCGCCCCAAGGGAAGCAAAAACAAACCCAAGAUAAGUCUACAACUCUCCAGCGCCAUCUUGAGGCCUGACGAGGUAAAACAAGAGGUGAAACAAGAGAUGGACGAGCUGCCUAUCGGGACCAGAAGUGAUGAACACUGGUUGAACUCUGUGAAGACAGAGAGCUACGACCCAGAGUUGGGUAACACCAGGGGACCUACAGAGAGCGACCCCAGGACAGAUGCACAUCACUUGGGUAUCAAGACGGAGGAUGCUCCCCUGUACCACCAGGAUGGAGGGAGGCGGCUGCGGUCGGCUACCGUUCAGCUGUUCAAUCUGGCUGCGUUGCGGUCUGAGCCGGAAUGGUGGCCUCGCAAUCAGAAGGUCCGCCGGUUCCCGUGUCCAGACUGCGGCCAGAAGUUCUUCUCCAAAACCACGCUGGAGUUACACUCCCGGAUCCACACACAGUACCAGCCGUACUCCUGCGAGGUGUGCCAUAAAACCUUCUCCCGGAAAGGCGGUCUGGUCGAGCACCGACCAAUCCACGAGGCGGAACGCCCCUUCGCCUGCCUCCAAUGCGGCAGAACCUUCACGUUCAAAUCCAACCUGACCCGCCACAUGCGGUUCCACAGCGACGCGCGGCCCUACGUCUGCCCCCAGUGCGGCCACGGCUUCAAGAUCUCCGCCCAACUCAAGAGCCACAUGAUUUCCCACAGCGGGUAUAAACCGUACGUGUGCCCGGAGUGCGGCCAGAGUUUCGUCCGUUACAUGAGUCUCAAGUAUCACCGGCUGAGCCACACCGGCGAGCGCCCGCUGUCCUGCCCAGAGUGUCCCAUGACCUUUGCCCGGCCGCACACCCUUAUGAUCCACCGGCGACAGCACACCGGGGAGACGCCGUUCUCUUGCCAGGACUGUGGGAAGAGGUUCAAACAGGGGUGCCAACUGAAAGACCACGUUAGAAGGAAACACACAGGGGAGAAACCGUACAAAUGCUCCGAGUGUGACAAGUGCUUCGUCACUUCGGCGUCUCGUAAAGUGCACAUGGUUGUCCACACAGGAGAGAAGCCGUACAAAUGCACAGAGUGCUGUAGGAGCUACAGUCAGAGUGGGGGCCUGAAGAGGCACAGGUGUGAGCAGCAAACCAGGUGAGAGGAACCUCGGGGCUACGCCCCAAAUGGCACCCUAUUCUCUAAGUAGUGCACUAUAUAGGGAGCCAUUUGGGACGUAGACCCAGUGUUCUGAGUGUAGGAACUGGAGAGUGGAUCCUUAAAGCAGUACAAAUCAAAAUCAAAUGUAUUUAUAAAGCCCUUCUUACAUCAGCUGAUAUCUCAAAGUGCUGUACAGAAACCCAGCCUAAAACCCCAAACAGCAAGCAAUGCAGGUGUAGAAGCACGGUGGCUAGGAAAAACUCCCUAGAAAGGCCAAAACCUAGGAAGAAACCUAGAGAGGAACCAGGCUAUGAGGGGUGGCCAGUCCUCUUCUGGCUGUGCCGGGUGGAGAUUAUAAUAGAACAUGGCUAAGAUGUUCAAAUGUUCAUAAAUGACCAGUAGGGUCAAAUAAUAAUAAUCACAGUGGUUGUAGAGGGUGCAACAGGUCAGCACCUCAGGAGUAAAUGUCAGUUGGCUUUUCAUAGCCGAUCAUUAAGAGUAUCUCUACCACUCCUGCUGUCUCUAGAGAGUUGAAAACAGCAGGUCUGGGACAGGUAGCACGUCCGGUGAACAGGUCAGGGUUCCAUAGCCGCAGGCAGAACAGGUGUAAGCAGCCACGUAGGUGACAGAAGCCAGGUGAGAGGAUUCUCAGGUGUCCUGAGUUGGGAAACUGGCCUUUGUUUAUGCAGGAUUUAAAGGAGCAAUCUGGGAUUGGUACAUACAUAUAUAUAUUUUUAACUUUGAUUCUUGAAGAAUAUAACUUAGAAAUAAAUGCCUCUUGAAUUUAGUUAAAUUGUCUGACCCAAUCAGAACUCUAAAUAUAUGAUUACAUCACCAGGGAAAACAAUAGGCUGUUCCAUUGACUGUUCUAUCAGUUAUUGAACCCUCAAUAGGCUGUUCCAUCAGUUAUUGAACCCUCAAUAGGCUGUUCCAUCAGUUAUUGAACCCUCAAUAGGCUGUUCCAUCAGUUAUUGAACCCUCAAUAGGCUGUUCCAUCAGUUAUUGAACCCUCAAUAGGCUGUUCCAUCAGUUAUUG